UUUCUCUGCUACCAGUCAUUAUUUUAUCUCAUCUCUUAAUCCGGGCACCAUUCCACUACGUCAUGCACAAUCUCGCGACCGCUGUGAGCGACGGCUUCAGAGGCCGUCGAACGAUCUAUGCUCUAUCCGACGAAUCCACCAUCUCUGAUGAGAGAUUGGAAGAAUUGAUCAAUGAGGUGGUCCUACACACCCCUAGUGCUUUCAACAGCCAGGCAACACGCCUCGUGGUUCUACUCAAAGAUGAGCAUCGGAAGCUCUGGGACCUGGCAGCAGAAGUGGCCUCCUCGACAGUGAGCCCGGAGUUGUUUGAGAAGCUCUACAAGCCACGGAUUGCCAUGUACCGUGCUGGAUACGGGACUGUAUUAUUCUACGAAGACCCGAUGCCUCUGAAACGCCUCGAGGAAAAGUGGCCUAUGCUCAGGGAUAAAUUCCCACAAUGGUCCGAGCAUUCCAAUGGCAUGCAUCAAUUUGCACUUUGGGCCCUCCUGGAAGCAGAAGGGCUGGGAUGUAAUCUUCAGCAUUAUAGCCCCAUGCUGGAUGCUCCUAUUACUCAGCAUUGGAACGUCCCUGGAAGCUGGAGUCUCAAGGCUCAGUUGGUUUUCGGGAAGCCAGCCGGUUCCCCGGUGGAGAAGACCUUUGAGCCUCUAGGCCAGAGAGUAUUUAUCCACGGAUAGUUUUCAAGCUACUGGUUACUUUGACAUGAUACUCCUGUAUUCUAGCUUUCAAAUUUGCUGUCUGUGCGAAGAAUACGUGUGGCUAUACUUGAUAUGCAUUAGAGGAUUACCAUUUUCUGUCUUGCUGUCUGAGAUGGAAUGUAUUGAGUCGAGUGCCCAUCCCAGACCAUAUUCUCGGAGCAAUCGAUGCAAC
Messenger RNA from Aspergillus brunneoviolaceus CBS 621.78, 867 nucleotides. Its product is annotated as putative fatty acid repression mutant protein. Gene Ontology annotation, biological process: cellular response to oxidative stress. Bases 63 to 674 code for a protein of 203 amino acids. Lineage: Eukaryota; Fungi; Ascomycota; Eurotiomycetes; Eurotiales; Aspergillaceae. The transcript is spliced from 4 exons. The record is from RefSeq and is a predicted model, not a curated record.